Molecule: messenger RNA, 2130 nt
Organism: Fusarium keratoplasticum
Lineage: Eukaryota; Fungi; Ascomycota; Sordariomycetes; Hypocreales; Nectriaceae
Exons: 5
Coding region: 1-2130 (709 amino acids)
Biological process (GO): chloride transmembrane transport
Cellular component (GO): cortical endoplasmic reticulum
Molecular function (GO): chloride channel activity
Source: RefSeq, a predicted model, not a curated record
AUGCUUCACCGGGAUUUGCUGGAUGAUGUGACGACAUACAAUGACAAGUAUGUCGUCCUCUACGACUUUGGCGAGAUAGAUCGUGAUACCGCCGUCGAAGAGUUCAAGACACUACUGGUUGACCUGGAGGAAGCCGGUCUUGAUGUUGAGGUGCGAGCUGGCUAUGAGCAGACCCUCUUGAUUUUCGUCAAGGCCCCUCGGGAACUUCUUGGAAACACGGUUUACAAGUCGAGGGUCAAAGACUGGCUGUAUGGAAUCACGCCAAACCACCCUGGAGGUGACAAAAACACAGUCGUCGAUGGAGCCUAUGAAGCCGAAGACAUCCUCUCCUUGUAUCAUCUUAUCAACUGGUCAAAGAGCCUCGGUGGUGCAGGCAUCACUCCAGGUCUUGGAAAGUGGGAGAAUGUCAAGGCCAUCUUUCCUUUGCACAACCCUCGCGUCAAUCAAGCGCUUCUUCGACAUCUGAGCAAGAGGAUUUUCCUUACCCCAGAAGACAUUGAUUCUAUUCGAGAUAUUCUUGGUUCAAAGGUCGCCUUCUACUUUGCCUUUAUCCAAACCUACCUCCUCUUCCUGACCUUCCCCGCUAUAACCGGCGUAAUAGCCUGGCUCUGGCUCCCACGCUACUCCCUAGCGUACGCAAUCCUCACCAGUAUCUGGUGCACCGUCUUUCUCGAGUACUGGAAGAUCCAAGAGGUCGACCUCUCCUUGCGAUGGAACGUCAAGGGCAUCCAGGGCGUCAAGGUCAACCGGCCGCAGUUCAAGUACGACAGCGUGUUCAUCGACGGCGGCGGGCGUAAACACUAUUACUUUCCGAGGUGGAAGAAGGUCACGAGGCAGCUCUUGCAGAUUCCCUUUUUGCUUUUUGCAUUUUUUGCGUUGGGGGUUAUUAUCAUUGCGGUUUUUGGGAUCGAGGUUCUCAUCUCAGAAACCUAUGCUGGGCCAUACAAGUACUACCUGGAAUACCUUCCUACUAUUCUCCUUGCCGUCUCUCUACCUUACAUCACUUCUGCUCUCGAGGACGCAGCAACUUGGAUGACGGAAUUUGAAAACCAUCGAACAGCCGAUCACCAUGAAAUGUCACUCACUCAAAAGAUUUUCCUUCUCAACGUAUUUACAAACUACCUUCCAAUACUCCUAACAGCGUUCAUUUACAUUCCCUUUGGCGACGACGUCGUCCCCCGACUCGAGAACAUCCUCCGAAAAGCACUGGGUAGCCUUGGAAAGGAGUUUGUCCAUCAACCAUUCACCCUCGAUGCCGACAGACUGCGGAACGAAGUCAUUGCGUUGACUGUCACUGGUCAAAUUUCGAGUUUCUUUGAAGAAAACAUUGUGCCCAUGUUGAAGCACAGGCUCUCGGGCUGGUAUCGAGACUACCGUCGAGCUUAUUCAAAAGGCGACAUGCUUCUCUCCGUGGUCCAGGAUGAUCCUCAAGAGGCCAAAUUUCUCGCCCAAUGUCGCAACCAGGCAACUCUCCCAGGCUACAAUGUCCAAGACGAUAUUUCGGAAAUCGUCCUGCAGUUUGGUUACUUGGCUCUCUUCUCCCCGGUCUGGCCCAUCAUUCCCAUGGGUUUCCUUAUCAACAACUGGAUCGAACUGCGCUCAGACUUUGCUAAGAUUUCUCUUGAGCAUCAGCGACCUGCCCCGGUUCGAUCAGACGGUAUCGGCCCGUGGAUCUACUCACUUGAGGCACUGACCUGGCUUGGAAGUAUCUGCACGGCGGCCAUUGUCCAUCUCUUCAGUUUCCAAACCUUUGGAGACGGAACCAACAAAUGGGUCACACUUCCAAUCACCGUCUUCAUCAGCGAACACGUCCUCCUCCUCCUCCGAACCCUUGUGCGCUUCGUUCUCCAGCAGAUUGGAUCAGAGCGUAUCCGAGAAGACUACAACCAACGAUACGCAAACCGUGUGAAACACCUAGAGGAGAUCGAAUCCAACAAGAGGGCCGGUCUUGGCGUCAGCGAGGCGCAAAGAGAGCGCAGAAGGUCAAUCCUCGCAACCGGACGCGACGCCUUUUGGACGAAGCAGGUUGAAGCAGGCGCCAGUGAGACGGCGGGUGUCAGUUUGAUCAAGCAAGUGAAGAAGGAGGAAAAGACUGAAGACCCAAAGACCGAGAACCCAAAGACUGAUUAG